This is a messenger RNA of Daphnia magna, 2017 nucleotides long. RefSeq lists its product as uncharacterized. The record is from RefSeq and is a predicted model, not a curated record. Lineage: Eukaryota; Metazoa; Arthropoda; Branchiopoda; Diplostraca; Daphniidae.
AGCUUGUAUAGCAGACAAAAUAGAAAAUCGUGAUUAGUGAUGACAGAAUAAAAAUUGUGAUCUUUUUUAAAAAUGAUUUUGUACUGAAUUUGGAUUUUAAUCAUUACAUUAAGACUAAAUUCUCUUUCUAACCAUGAGUUUCCGUCAAAACAAAAAAAGAGCUGGAUAUUCCAGAUGGACUCUCAACAGAAUGGGGAGAAAGAAAGCCUCUGAAUUAGUUAAUAAAUUGUUGAAUCCUGAUUGCGAGACAAUUAACAAAGAAACUACUGUUUUUACUAGAGAAGAAGCUAGAGACAUUACAGUUGAAUCUCCAUUACACGGUGAUACUCAGACAAUAUUGCCUCUUCAAGCAGAAGAUUGUGAACAUCAAGCAAUAAUUCAUGCUGCAGCAGGUAGCGAAACUUCACACCAAGCUUCAGAUAGUGUAUUUCAAGAUAUGUCUAGCAUCCCACCACUGGAAAAGUCAAAUGAAUUAAUAGAUGAUGAAAGUUGGGGAGAUACCGAUAGCAUGAUAGAUGAUGGCAGCUGUGAUGAAAUGGAAGAAGAAGAUUUAGGAUAUCAAGGAAAAACAAAAACUGAUUCAUCGGUAUACCUGCCAUUACUUUGCAUACUCUUCUACCUAAGAGAUCAUUUGACUAAGGCUGCCUUACAGCAUCAUCUCAAAAUAUUGAUGGUGGCUACAAAGACUAGCAUAAGAAAACUAACAAGUGUGCACAACCUGCUAUCAAAAUACCGUCACCUGAAGACAACUAUUAAAAAGACCUUCGUCUGUAGGUUAAAGGAUUGUAAUUCUCACCUUGUGUUGGACGACAAAAAAGUCCCUGUCGAAAAACAACCUUGUGGACACAAAUACACAAAUAAUCGCUCAAGUGACUGCUACAUUCUUCAACUUCCGAUUGCAGAACAGAUUUCUUAUUACAUCAAAACUUAUCAUAAUAAACAGCAAAAAUCAACAAGCCCUUCAGAUGAUCCUGACACUCGCAGCGAUGUUAACUCUGGCGGAAAUUACAGAAGACUACAAGAGGCCGGUGUUAUCGAUGAAAACACCAUUACCACGCAGAUCAAUACUGAUGGAGCUCAAAAGUUUAAAUCUAGCAAGUUCGGAAUUUGGCCUCUGAUGGGGAUAAUCAAUGAAGCAAGUUUCAAGACACGACGAUCCUGCAUUAUACUAUUAGCCCUAUGGUAUGGUAACAAAACCCCUAGAGAUACUCUGCUUGAACAAGCCAUUGAAGAACUGAAUAAGCUUCAAAAACAUGGCAUAGAAGUGAACGGAAUUAUCUACAAAGUACGCGUCUUGAUUAUUUCUACUGAUACUGUCGCUCGUCCACUUGUUCGCAAUUCAACCCAAUUCAACGGCGAGUUUGGAUGCGACUUUUGCCUUCAUCCUGGUGAGCGAGUGCCAAAAGGAAAAGGGAGUGUCCGGGUAUAUCCGCAGCCAAAUUCCUACCCAACCUUCAAGCCAAGAUCCAUGGAACAGCACAAAAAGGAUCUAGAACUGGUUGGUAUGUUGAAAAAUAAACCAGUCCAUGGAAUUGUCGGCCCUAAUCCCUUCCAAAAAUUGGCUGAUUUUGACCAUGUCGAAGCAUACGUCCCGGAGUAUAUGCACUCUUGUUGCCUUGGUGUUUUCAAGAUGUUCAUCAAGCUUUGGACUGAUAAGAAACAUAAGAAGGAAAAAUGGUAUAUAGGUUACUAUCUAGCAUUUAUCAAUGCCCGCCUUUCUCAAGCCAAACCUCCAUAUGAUAUAUCCCGCACCAUUGAUUCACUCAACGAUUUGACUGACUGGAAGGCUUCUAUGUAUCGUACUUUUGUCCUAUACUAUUUCCAUCUGUUAGAGGGUCUCUUACCAUCACCUUUUUUUGAACAUUUCUCAGGCCUCGUUUACGGCAUGUCCCUGUUGUUACAAGAACGUGUGAAUGUGGCUGAUGUUUCUAAAGUAGAGGCUCUGUUUCACAAAUUUGUCAUUGAUUCAGAAAUUCUUUACGGGAUCGAACACAUUGGAAUCAAUAUGCAUUUUUGA